GGGGUGUAGGCAAAAAAUCCUAACGUCACUGCCUGCCAGUGAGAGGCAGAAGCUGUGCGAGUUUGUCCCGAGUCCGCAGUGGUGAUUUAUUAAGCAGACGAAAGUGAAAAUCGAUUGGACUCACGCGAAGUGAAAAAGUGCGAGGACAGUGAAAUUACGGGCGUGAGACCAUUCUCAGCCGCCGAAGAUGGACCGGAGCAAUCGAAGCAAAUCUCAGAAAGCUCUAAACGAAUGUGUAAAAGUCAUAGUACGAUGCCGCCCCAUAAGUAAAAAGGAAAAGGCUUGUGAUGGGGCUUCACAGGUUGUAUCUACAUAUCCGCGGCGCGGAGUUGUCGAAAUACAAAACCCUAAUGAAGCCAACAAGGAGAAUCGCAAAACUUUCACAUACGAUGCCGUUUACGAUCACUCAUCAACACAGAAAAACAUAUACGAUGAGAUAGUGCGCCCUCUGGUUACAAGCGUUUUGGAGGGAUUCAAUUGUUGUGUUUUUGCUUACGGCCAAACAGGUACAGGCAAAACGCAUACAAUGGAAGGCAUACGUGGUGAUGAGGAACAAAAAGGCAUCAUUCCCCGCACAUUCGAACAAAUUUGGUCACACAUUAGUCGAGCGCAAAACUUGAAUACAUUUUUGGUGUCUGUUUCCUAUCUUGAAAUUUACAUGGAGGAGCUACGCGAUUUAUUGCAGCCAAAUUGCAAAACACUUGAACUUCGAGAACGCGAAAAAAUGGGGGUCUAUGUUCCCAAUUUGCAUUCAGUAACAUGCAAAAGCGUCGAAGAUAUGAUAACUGUGAUGAAUCAGGGCAAUAAAAAUCGAACCGUUGGGUUUACAAACAUGAACGAACACAGUUCUCGAUCACAUGCGAUUUUUAUGAUAAAAAUUGAAAUGUGCGAGACGGAUUCGAAUACAGUGAAGGUGGGCAAAUUGAACCUAAUCGAUUUAGCAGGCAGCGAACGUCAAUCAAAGACUGGAGCAACGGCAGAACGUCUAAAGGAAGCGAGCAAAAUCAACCUAGCACUUUCAUCUUUGGGCAAUGUGAUAUCAGCGUUAGCUGAAAAUUCCCCCCACAUUCCGUAUCGUGAUUCGAAAUUGACACGACUGCUUCAAGACUCUCUUGGUGGUAAUUCGAAAACCACCAUGAUAGCGAAUAUCGGCCCGUCUAGUAUUAAUUAUAACGAAACUUUAACUACUCUACGAUAUGCUAGUCGAGCUAAAGCUAUUCAGAACAAACCUAUCAAAAACGAUGAUCCACAAGAUGCUAAAUUGAAACAGUAUCAAGAAGAAAUUGCCAGGUUGAAGCAGCUGAUUGCAGACAGGCAGAAGGUCGAGCGAAGUACGGUGCGAAAGAAGACAAAGACAGUUGUUAAGAAAGCUGCGAAAUCUCCGGAAGUGGAAGAACCAGCCGAAGACGAGGCCGAUAAUGAUGAAAAUAAUGAUAUGAGUGCCGUGAUUGCCAUGGAUGCAGAAUCCAAAGUAGCAUUGGAGCGAGAACGAGAAAUCACUUCACAAUUGGCUACUAAAUUAAAUGAAUUGGAAGGCCAGUUGGUUCGAGGAGGUAGAAAUAUUCUUGACACGUACACAGAGCGACAAAUUGAACUAGAAAAGCGGUUGGAGGAAAUAGCCGAACGAAAAAGACGGGAAGUGGAAAUGCAGCAACAACUUGAACUUCAGGAGGAAACGACUCUUGAAAUCUUGGGGACAGUAACUUCAUUGGAACAGGAAGUUGAACUGAAAACAAGGAAACUGUCGAAGUGUUAUAACAAAUACAUGGCGCUGCAGCAAGAACUAAUCGAUACCAAAAAUGAGCACAACCGUGACUUACGUGAGCUGGAAAUGACACAAAACGAACUAAUCAAAGAGCUGAAACGUUUACUCCUCAUUAUUGACAAUUUCGUGCCGGUCGAAGUGAAAAACCGUUUAUACACACAGGCACGCUAUGACGAAGAACAAGAAGAAUGGAAAUUAUGUGCAAAUAAUAUGAAUGACAACUGCUUAAUGCGGCGACCCGUUUCUUAUUCAGGACGAAGACGACCUAUCUCUGAGUUCGCAUUGCAAGAGGCAAAGAAGAGCAAUGUAGAGUCCGUUCGUUACAAGGGCGAGAAUAUUGUCAACUAUGAACUGGAUAUGCCCUGUCGGACGACGCACGAAUAUCAGAGCCCGAAAGUGUCAGCAUCGCUUCAAGCUGUUCUGGCCGAGGCAAUGAGGACUGACGAUGAUAUUGACAUAACAGAUAACGGUUUUAAUAAUAGUAUUCGAAGCCGACUAGACCGAAUAAUUAACCAGAGCGCACAAACUCCUACACAAAACGGAGUGAGGACCAUAAAGUCAUCAAAGAUUGAGAACAGCAAACGACAUAGUGCUAUCAAAAAACCGGCGUCGGCCUAUCCUAAAGCACGGGGUCUUGUCAAUAAGUAAACUAAGACUUUUGUAUUAGCCCUCUAAUAAAAGUAAAGUAUUUUUUAAUUCGUAAACUAAACCAAAAAAAAAAGAGUAAAACCGAACAAACCACAUAAAGAGCAACGUGCUGACAUUAAGGGAUGAACACGAGGAAGAAACCAAGAUAUAAUUUCAAAAUUUGAUAAAAAUAUCAUUUUUCGCUAAGUAAAUUAAUUCUGCCUAGCUUUAGUGUUGAUUGUGCGCAUAAUUGCGGGUAAACCAAAGCUCCUAUCUUGCCCAUUACUAUGAUCUUGAUUAAUCACGUAGUCGUAUGUACUGUAUUAAAUUAUUAACUAUUACGAGAAAAUAUCUACGCAAGAAAAACCGAAGACUAUUGGGAUCUGUUAAAUUUAUUUAUGAUUAUUUUUUGUACAGUUGUAAAUUUAAUUUAAUGUGAUCGUUUUAUUAUACAACUUAUAUAUAUUAAAAACAAUCUAGUUAAAUAUUUAUUUAUAUUAUUUAUUUCGUGUUUAAGUAGGUGACAUUUACAUACAACAUUUAAUUUCCAAUGUAUUUUCUUAAUGCAUUUCGAAUCUGUACUUCGAUUAUCGCUACAACUUUCGAAUGUAUGAUUUGACUCCUUUGCGAUAGCUUUUUCCUCUCCAAACGAAUUCGAAAGGAGACCAGAACCCAAUCUGCCCAUCGCAAGGAAUUGUGAGCAUUGUUUUUGCACAAAAUAUAGAAUGAGAUAAGAUAAGCUUUUAAAAGUGCCGGCAUUGGAGGGGGUUGACAGGUCAAAAUGUUCAAUUACGAAAAGAUACUCCACAGAGAUAAAAGAUGAAUAUGACGAGUUAAAAUAGAAAUUUGUAUUUUGAUUAAAUAUUGAAAUAGGCAAAUCCGAUGAACUAAUUCAGUCAAUCAGGGAAGACGGCAAAAUUUUAAUUGUUGAUAUAAUUAAUAUUCAGAAUAAAAUGAAAGUUUAUAAUUGCUUAGUCAAAAAAUAGA
Hermetia illucens (black soldier fly) is the source of this 3379-nucleotide messenger RNA. It is a transcript of the gene Klp68D, whose product is annotated as kinesin-like protein Klp68D. The transcript is spliced from 8 exons. Lineage: Eukaryota; Metazoa; Arthropoda; Insecta; Diptera; Stratiomyidae. Gene Ontology annotation, molecular function: microtubule motor activity; ATP binding; microtubule binding. Gene Ontology annotation, biological process: microtubule-based movement. Bases 188 to 2413 code for a protein of 741 amino acids. The record is from RefSeq and is a predicted model, not a curated record.